This is a messenger RNA of Theileria annulata, 846 nucleotides long. Its product is annotated as merozoite-piroplasm surface antigen Tams1. The coding region runs from base 1 to 846 and encodes 281 amino acids. Lineage: Eukaryota; Apicomplexa; Aconoidasida; Piroplasmida; Theileriidae. The record is from RefSeq and is a predicted model, not a curated record. The transcript has a single exon.
AUGUUGUCCAGGACCACCCUCAAGUUCUUAUAUUUGAGCUUCUUCGUUAUCUCAUCCGUUAAUGCUGCAAAUGAGGAUGAAAAGAAAAAGGAGGAAAAAAAAGAUGUUGUUCUUGAUGUUACUCUCACUUCAUGUGAGAAUGUAACCUUUAAAAACGUCGACUCUAACACCACUGAGUUAACUGUCGCGGAUGGCUACCGUUUCAAGACCCUUAAGGUCGGAGACAAGACCUUGUUCAAUGUUGACACCUCAAAACAUACCCCAGUACAGGCAUUCAAACUUAAGCAUGAAUCCGAUGAGUGGUUCAGACUUAAUCUUCACCCUGCCCAGCCAAAGAUGUUCAAGAAGAAGGGAGACAAGGAAUAUUCUGAGGUCAAAUUCGAGACCUACUACGAUGAUGUCUUGUUCAAGGGAAAAUCCGCCAAGGAACUAGAUGCUUCCAAGUUCGAAGAUACAUCUUUGUUCACCUCCUCCGCCUUCGGCACUGGAAAGAUGUACACCUUUAAAAAGGAAUUUAAACCUUCCAAAGUCACCUUCGACAAGAAAGAAGUCGGAAAACCAAACAAUGCCAAGUAUCUUGAAGUUGUUGUUUUUGUUGGUUCUGAUUCCAAGAAGUUCGUCAAACUCUACUACUUCUAUACCGGUGACUCAAGGUUGAAGGAGACCUACUUCGAGCUUAAGGACGAUAAGUGGGUUCAAAUGACACAGGCAGAUGCAAACAAGGCCUUGAAUGCCAUGAACUCAUCCUGGUCAACCGAUUACAAACCAGUUGUCGACAAGUUCUCCCCCCUUGCAGUCUUCGCCUCAGUACUCAUCGUCUUCUCAUCAGUCCUUUACUUCCUUUAA